Molecule: messenger RNA, 1487 nt
Organism: Eruca vesicaria subsp. sativa (arugula)
Lineage: Eukaryota; Viridiplantae; Streptophyta; Magnoliopsida; Brassicales; Brassicaceae
Source: the annotation of a GenBank genome assembly
UAUCUCUCAAUCUCUCUCCAUAAAUCUUAGUUUUUUUCUCUCUAAUUUACAGAGCUCAUCCACUUCGAUUCUUCCACCUUUUCAAAAAGUUUAUGCCUUUUUGAGGUAUUUUCCUCUAUAUCUCGUGAAAGCUCACGCCUUUCUGAUCUGUUACGUCUAUAUAUAUAUACACACCCCCACGAAACAAACUCUCUAACCACGACAAAGAUCGUUUCACUUGGUUUAACAUUUCAUUUACUUGCUGAGAAAUCCAAGUUAAUAUGGAUUCUACUAUGGAGAAUUGCAACGGUGGCAUCUCAAACGGUGACGUUUCGUGUCUCUCUUCUAACCGUGAGAAGCUAAUUAUUGAUACAGACCCAGGCAUCGAUGAUAGCAUGGCGAUAAUGAUGGCGUUUCAGACACCUGAGCUGGAGAUAUUAGGACUCACUACUGUCUUUGGUAAUGUUCAGACAGAAGAUGCUACACGCAACGCCUUACUCUUGUGUGAGAUUGCUGGCUUCCCUGAUGUUCCUGUCGCUGAAGGAAGUUUAGAACCUUUAAAGGGUGGGAUUCCACGUGUUGCUGAUUUCGUGCACGGUAAAAACGGGCUUGGAGACGUCUCUGUUCCUUCUCCUUGUAAGAAGAAAUGUGAGAAGAGUGCAGCUGAGUUUCUUGUUGAGAAAGUCUCUCAAUAUCCUGGUGAAGUCACCGUUCUUGCUCUUGGACCUCUAACCAACUUAGCAAUAGCCAUUAAACGUGAUAGUUCAUUUGCGAGUAAGGUGAAGAAGAUUGUUAUACUUGGUGGAGCCUUCUUUUCUUUAGGGAAUGUUAAUCCUGCAGCUGAGGCUAAUAUAUAUAAUGACCCGGAAGCAGCUGAUGUGGUGUUCACGUGUGGAGCUGAUAUCACUGUAGUUGGGAUAAACAUCACAACCCAACUUAAACUCUCAGAUGAUGACCUCUUAGCGCUGCGUGAGUCCAAGGGGAAACACGCUAAACUGUUAAGCGACAUGUGCAAGUUCUACAGAGACUGGCACGUCAAAUCUGAUGGUGUCUACGGAGUGUACCUCCAUGACCCGGUGAGCUUUGUGGCUGUAGUUCGGCCUGAUCUAUUCACAUACAAGAAAGGCGUUGUUCGGGUGGAGACACAAGGAAUAUGCGUUGGCCAUACACUCAUGGAUCAAGGCCUCAAGAGAUGGAAUGGGAGCAAUCCAUGGGUGGGAUAUUCACCAGUAUCAGUGGCGUGGACGGUAGAUGUAGAUGGAGUUUUGGAAUACAUCAAAGCCAUGCUGAUGAAACCAUAAAAGCUUGUGAAUAUUUAAUUUGAAAAUGUCAUCAUCACGUUCUGGUUCUAACCUGAAUCUCAAUUCAAACAUCUGUAUUUGAACUGUAUAAUUGCUAAAAUUUGGUACAAAUAAUAAAAGAUCAUGAAUGAAAACUAUCUAUCUUAUUUUCAAUUUGAGCUCUGUUCUUGUAAAAUCACAGCAAGACAACAUACAUUUAUGAAUUUC